This is a messenger RNA of Dunckerocampus dactyliophorus (ringed pipefish), 18944 nucleotides long. It is a transcript of the gene srcin1a, whose product is annotated as SRC kinase signaling inhibitor 1a. Gene Ontology annotation, cellular component: actin cytoskeleton; postsynaptic density; cytoplasm. Bases 11958 to 15929 code for a protein of 1323 amino acids. Gene Ontology annotation, biological process: regulation of dendritic spine morphogenesis. The transcript is spliced from 21 exons. The record is from RefSeq and is a predicted model, not a curated record. NCBI's taxonomy places the organism in Eukaryota, Metazoa, Chordata, Actinopteri, Syngnathiformes, Syngnathidae.
ACUCCGCCAAUUUGUGCCAGUGUGCUGGUACCCUGCAGGAUAGCAACUUUUUGAGAUGCUCCCAAAAUACCUUUUCUCUCCAUGUUUGUUGGUUUUUGCUUUGUGCAGCUUUUAGCUCAAACAAACUACCGGCGAGCUUCAUUGUCAUGAAUCAUUCAAGCCAACCGUGGCUGCAUUCUCUGUAUACACUGUACUCUCUGUACGCUGUACUCUCUUUUUGUCUUAUUGCCAGCUGAGUUGGAGGAUGUGUCAAACUGUUUAGGGCUUUUAGGGGAUGUUUACAUGACAAUAGCCUACACACAAAUACAGUUCUGUAAUAAAGAAAUGUAUAAAGAAACCCUAUAAAAAAAUGUGCAUAAUUACAAUAGAUAAUUUGGAAUUGGAUGAUUAAUUAUACUUAAGGGUGACCAAAUCUCCUGUUUUCCUGUCGAGUCCUGGCCGUCCUGUUUGAAAGUGAUGAAAAUGUCCUGGUUUUCAUUGCCAUUAAGCUGAGCAGCAUUAAGGCACGCUGCUGCAUGUAACAUACCAGUGAUCCCUGAGUGGCUGCCAUGUGGGCAGCUUUUUGAAUUAGUGUUUCCAAAAAGCCAAAGAAAAAGCAAAACAUAUGUAUGAAGUUAAGUCUCGUAAAGUUGGGGGCGUCAUGCACAACGGCAGUUCAAAUUCCCAAGUCUUAUGGAAAAUAAUGGUUACAUUCCAAAACUUAACAGGCAUUUGACCUCAGGAUCCGCUGUCGUUGUGUUUUUGGAGUAAUUUUUGUGCCAGUUAUGUUAAUGAUAUUAAUUGAACCUCGCUAUUGCGAGGGACGACUGUACUGUGAAGCUCAUGCGUUUUACACUUGCCGUCCUGUUAUUUACAAUGAACUCAUGACACAUAUUAAUGCUGGGUGAGCAGUCUUUACUGCUAUUCCAACAUUGGUACUGUUGCUGCUGUGUUGUGCAAUAACAUGGGUGUGGUCAAAGAGAGCUACAUUUUCCUUUCCACUUUCUCAUGCACUCCAAAUCAUUAUUAGAGUUCAACAAAAUACUUGUUGUAUAAUAGUGAGUUUUUCCAUUUCAGAAAUUACAGUUUCUCUUCAACUAUUCCUCUCUGCUUCCAAAUAACGGCCCAUCCUCUUUGUGGUUUAGGUAAAUAAACGACCCGGAUAUAAUUACAGCAUUUACUGUACUAUCAUUUUCAAUAACUGCCACUGAAGCGCCUCUCUCUUCCUGCGCUCACUGAUGAAUUUAAUUUGGCGCCCAAGUAACAGAGAAACUGCCAAAAUAUGAGCCGUGAGUGGUUAUUGGCAAAGGACUGUCAAUGGCAUUGACACAUUUUGCUCUCUUAGCCUUUCAAAGUUGCUUCCACAAGGACCGAGGAGCAGACAUUGCCUUGGCCAAUUAGCCGGCUCCAUUCCACUGAACACAUUCUUUGAAGGGCGCCGAAAUCCACUGGCUGGCGGAGAGUAUCUGUAAAGAAAAAUGAGCAUUGAUUGCGAAGCGCUAUCACUUGGCACUGUAUCGAUAAUAACCACUGAUGAAGGUCGGUAGGAGGGGAAAGCUGACUCCUCCGCCUCUCAUGAUCCAACUCUGAGAUGGUAUCUGAUCAGGUGUUCAUCAUUCAGGAAGAUGGUAGUUAUGAAUUGCGUCUCAGCGGGAAGACAAUCCAUUUAAAUGCUUCUGGGAAUGUUCUUUGUGGCCAGUGAGCCUAGUGAGGAUAAGCAGCAUAGAAGAUGGAUGGAUGGUAAUGCUCUACCACUCAGCUGUGUGUGUUAUUGGGUAUUGUUAGCUCACCUUCGGAAGCCAUACGGUACCGUCAUAAUCACGGUACGGUUUGUACCGUGGUUGUAAGGUCACGGUUCAGAAUUAGUUCAUAUUGUUUUCUGUAUGGCAAACUACAGUGGUGUGAGAAGUCCCCUGUCAGAAGACGUUUCAACUCCCACCUCUGGGAGAGCUUCGACCAUGUUCCGAGGGAGGUGGUGGACAUUGAGUCCGAAUGGGCUAUGCUCUGUUCCUCUAUUGUUGAGGCAGCUGAUCAGAGCUGUGGCCGUAAGGUGGUUGCUUUCUGUCGUGGCGGUAAUCCCAGAACCCAUUGGUGGAUUAAUCAAAGGAUCAAUUUACCGGUUGAUCUACGUUCCUACCCUCACCUAUGGCCAUGAGCUUUGGGUAGUGACCGAAAGGACAAGAUCGCGGGCAAAAGCCGCCGAAAUGAGUUUUUCUUGGUAGGGUGGCUGGGCUCUCCCUUAGAGAUAAGGUGAGAAGCACUGUCAUCCGGGAGAGACUCGGAGUGGAACCGCUACUCCUCCGCAUUGAAAGGGGCCAGAUGAGGUAGCUUGGGCAUCUGGUCAGAAUGCCUCCCGGACGCCUCACUGGGGAGGUGUUCAGGGCAAGUCAGACCGGUAGAAGGCCUCCGGGAAGACCCAGGACACGUUUGAGAGACUAUGUCUCCCAACUGGCCUGGGAACGCCUCGGGAUCCGCCGGUAGGAGCGGGACAAAGUGGCCGGGGGGAGGGAAGUCUGGGCUUACCUGCUUAGGCUGCUGCCCCCGCAACCCAAUCUCGGAUAAACGGUAGAAGAUGGAUGGAUGGAUGGAUGGAUGGAUGGAAGGAUGGAUGGAUAAACACUUUUUCACUCCACUGUAUGAUUACUCUCUAUAAAAUUUAUUUUUUGUUUUGGGUGUUUUUAGUUUUAUUAUGUUUUGGGUUUUCUUCAGACCUUUUUGCAACAAAUUAUUGAUGAAAUCUGAGAUUCCAACUGUAAUUGUUUACCAAGAAGGGGCACAACCACAUCGCAAGGCAAUCCCUAUCCCUCACUCACUGUGUACCGUGUGGAAAAUUGGUACGCCUCUGUACGGUACCGAAUCUUGUGUACCAAAAAAUCUGAUUAGGAACGCAUGUCUGUACGAGCCGGCUUUCACAGAGGGUGAUUUUCUUGCAUUAACUUUCUGCAUUUGAAUUAGUUUAGGGGCGUCAAAACCUUGAUGCCAAAGCAGUGUCAGGCUAUUAAAUGUCACCCCCGUUGGGAUUCAUUUUCAAAAUCAUUACGCAUGAAUUGAGUCAACAAAGGCCUCAGCUCCCCGCCAAUCAUCCCUCGCUUGACAGGAAUGUUGCUUUGUUCCAGAAACAAAGUGAAAGCGUGGCGCAGAGAGGAAUGUUGUUUGGCCCGCAUGUGACGCCAGCAAACGAGGGACUCUAAUGGAGAGCAGGGGGGCCGUUGGAAGGAAAGGAGUGUGCGUGAUUGAGAUAAGCGACAGAUAUACGAGAAGCCGGGUGCAAGUCCUCUCCCCCGCACACACUGGGAUGUUGGAGAUAGCGCCCGCUUAAAACGCUGAAGCUACACUGCAGUCGCACCGUCAUGCAAGGACGUGUGAAGGUCGCGGAAAUAGGGAGGAUGCCUGUACCUCACAGAGCAUUCAAGCUGAGCGAGAGCAGAAAAUAGACAGUUUUGGAUGAUGGCAGUUUAGCUCAUGCCCCUCUGUCCUUAAUACCCUGCACAUUUCUUGCGGGAUAACUCCAUCCAGCACAUAAUUAUAUCCCACCAAGAAAAGAUGAAAGUGUAUUUUGCAAACAUAACAUCUUCUUGUGCUUUCAUGUACUGCAGUUGAAUGUUGGAAUGCAUUGAAAAAUCCAAUGCCUUUCUCUUUGAAUCAUACCGGCAUGUGAAAAAAAAUUGUCACAUUACUGUCACAAUAUUUUUUCUCAUAUUACAAGUUUAUUCUCGUAGAAUUGUGCCUUUUUUUCUCUUAAUUUUGACUUUAUCCUAUUAAAAUUACAGUACAGUGUUCCCUUGUUUAUCGUGCGGGAUUGGUUCCCAAAAUAGCCCGAAAUAAGUGAAAUCCGCGAAGUAGGCGCCUUCAUUUUUUUACAAUUAUAUAUGUUUUAAGGCUUUAAAACCCCUCACCAUACACUUUAUACACUUUUCUCAGACAGGCAAUAACAUUUUCUCACAUUUCUCCUUGUUUAAACACUCCCAAAAAAGUUCAAACCUUCGUUUGAAUUUUAAUGAUCAACCUUAAUGGUCAACACAAGAAAUGAUUAAGUCACUCGUGCAUAUUUCGCUCCUGUGACCGCGCCUUUUCAUCCUGUUAAAACAUAUUGCUCAAGACGAAUCGAAGAUUCAUUUACAAGCUAGCAAGCUAGCGAUGACACAAUAGACAUGGCAGGACGGCACGAAGGAGAUUGAUUGACAAUGGUCUACAGCCAAUUAGUACGCAGAAAACAAUGGGUGGUGCAGACAGAUGAGCGAGGGAAGAGAUUGACACACAACUUCCCACAAUGCAGUACUUCUUAAAGGGCCAGGCUCAGCAUGUAACAGCGUUUAUACACUGUAAUAAAAAAAAAAAAAGAAGCACUAAAAAAAUCCGCGAAACAGCGAUUCCAUGAAAGGCGAACCGCGAUAGAGCAAGGGAACACUGUAUAGUUUAUUUUUCCAUUUCUGAUGUUGUUUUUUAUUUCAACUUUCUUCUUGUAAAUGUAUUUCUCAGAAUUAUGACUUCUUUUCCAUUCUAUUUUAUAUCAAUACAAAAACACCACAAUCCACGAGAUGUGUAACCUUAAAGAGUUUGCAGCUGUGGAAUGGGUGGAUUACGCGUUUCCUAACAUGCUUUGUCGUAGCUUUCAUUCACUGACAGAAUUACUUCAUUGCGCAGAUCAUGGGUCCACAAUAUGAGUCAACUUAUCCACAUUUGGCCCGCGGGUCUUGCGUUUGACACGCGCCCUGGAGGGUUUACUAAAUUUCCACAUGACUGGUGUUUUAGGAUUAAAGUUUGGCUACGCUAACUGAUAUCUAGCAUCUGGAAUUUCCUCCAUUGCUACUCAUCUUGUUCCUGUAAGCAUUCUUAAAGCCUUAUUCUGCACAGUCCAGACUCUGAAAACAUAUAAUCCAUGGUCGGAAAACAAAUUAAUGGAUGUAGACAGGAUGACAGUUUUUAAUGAUGUGUCCGCACCCCAUAGUGAGUCUCCGUUUAAGCCUCUUUUUUUUCCUCCUCCUAACAUCCAUCCCGCCUUCUUCCUGGCGUUCUUUCCAGCAUGCAGAUGUGGACGUCGCAAGGCUUCUCUCUAGAUUUAAGAUUUGGCCGAAGCCUACAAAGUUUUCAGCAGUUUUCAUCUGGCACACACACCAGUAAGCAAAUUAACUCUUGUCACACACCAGUAAGCAAAUUAACUCUUGUCUCUGUGGCCUCUGUUCUGCGGCGCUGUCCAUGAAUAAGUCAGCACCCAACGGUGCCUUGGCCUAAUGAGCUGCUUUACAUCGCACCGCCGUCAGCCCUUUUUCCCCCUGAGGCAGCGUUUGCCUUAUAGUAAAGACGCUGUGCUGCACCGUGCCCUUGACUUCACUCCCACAUGGUCAAACUCUGGGAUGGGGACAUAAGUGGUUCUGACGAGGGAGGAUCAGUCCCGUGGGUGGAUGGUCGAGAUAUACACCCAUCACACUACUCUUGUCGACCUUCCCCUCACUCAAAAGAAUCUAGGUCAGACCUUGCGUGACGGACAGCCAGCCAUUGUCGCCACUCAGACACUCGGCCAAGAGCUGAAGAGUCCUGAGGGUACCAAGGAGUUCUAUCUAUGUAAUGGAAUUGGACCUUCAUCCCAUGGGUUCUAGGCUCUUUUGACACAUCUUCCCUGAGAGUAGAUGAAGCGUAGGUGUGGUAAGAUGGCAGCAGUAGAGUUUUCCUUAGACAGAUGGAACAGGGUCGCCUAAAGGCCCUGUAAGUGCAAGGCUCUCGUUUGUCUGAAAUCUUCAGCUUCAACAUGACACAAGUCUAGUUUGCCGACCGGGCUCCCCUCAACAUGAUGCUGCAAUGACAAGGGCACGCGCCCAUCUCUGUUCCCAGAUUGCCAACAGAUGACAUGGGUAAGUCUACGGCUUUUACUCACCGAUCACAUCCUGAAAGCGCUGGAGGUCGCCACCUAUCCCAUCUCAAGCGUGGCACAUUUUCUGCAACCUACACCUCGGUUUACCGUGUUCACUUUAUUAAGAUUCCCCUCAGUCUGCACGCUCCCUAAUUUGUUCUGCCUCUGAUGCUGAUGCAGUCAGGUAGAAGAGACAAGUAAAGAAAAUGUCAACCCCUCGCCUCCAAACUGAAGCAUGGAGAGUGGAUUUUUUCGCUUUAGCUGUUGUGUACUUUUUGCCCCCACUCGCCCCAAAAGUCCCUAUAUCACAUGCACGGAUUUCUUGAGUGGGCAGCGGCACCCUGGCAAUCAAAUCACCUGUUUGAUAUUCAGUCCUACCAAGGAUUCACCCACAGUGCACUGAUGCCUGCAUUUGUCUGCAAAAGACUGCAUGGCAGCUCACUUAUUUUUGAUGGGAAUGCAGAAACAACAUCCUGUAUCUUUCAUUAAGUAUUUUGGAGGUCACAUUGUGGGCCUCACGGUACUCAGUGGUUAACAAGCUGGCCACACAGUCAGGAGAUCUGGAGGAUCAAGGUUAAAAUCUCCGUUGGGCAUCUCUUUGUGGAGUUUGCAUGUUCUCCACGUGCGUGCGUGUUUUUUUUUCUGGGUACUUAGGUUUCCUGUUAGGUUAAUUAGCGAAUCUAAAUUGUCCAUAGGUAUGAAUGUGAAUGUGAAUCAUUGUUUGUCUAUUUGUGCCCUGCGAUUGACUGUCGACGGGUCCAGGGUGUCGGCCUCUCGCCCAAAGUCAGCUGGGAUAGGCUCCAGCAUACCCCCUUGAACCUAGUGAGGAUAAGCGUCAUCGAAGAUGGAUGGAUGGAGGUCACAUUGCAAAAAUGGGUUUAGUCAUACACCAUAUAGGUGACUCAACCCCAAGAGCGAGCAUGAUUACCUUGAUUCCAGCUUUAGACCGAAGCUGAAAGCGGGGUUUAAUGUAAAAGGCAAGGAGUUCCUCUUGUAUCUGUCAGGGCUUAUAGUCAUAAAUCCACACCGACUCCCCUGACAGAGGCUGGGAUUACCUGCUCUGCAGCCACGUCUGAACAGGGGAGCUUCUUUCCUCUGUUUUAGAGAUGACAGGCUGGCGGUUUUUAAUUUCUAAAACUAAUGUGCCAUAAGAAUGAAGAUGAACAUCACUCUCAGUGACGUGUACUUGUUUAAAACAGCAACAGAUCUGAGAGAUGAAAAAGGCUUUAAUGCUGAAUAUUCCAAUGUUUGAUUGCAUAUUGGUGUACAGUAAUAACAGGCUUUUUCCUGCUUGGGUAAGUGCCGAUGUAUUCAGGGCAACAACUGUUGUGCUUGCCUCCUACAUGUUUUUGAGACAAACAGUUGUUAAAGGUUUUUAUAAUAACCUUUUAUGAGCUCUUACAGUAGUAUGUGUCCCUCGAGCCUGUUUGUGAGCACUAAACGUGAUAUCAUCUUCCUCACUUGUUUGUUGCACCACUCAGAGACGCUCGCUUUUAAAGUUGUCUUUUCAUGACGCCAUUAAGAAAAUGCCUCCUUCCUCGUGGACAUGAUACCCCCUCUGACCCUAGAGAGUUGAGCCAGCCCUGUGUACACAUCCACCGCUUCACAGAAGACAAUUCUGCAAAAACGAAAAGCAGGCUUCACUACACAUCUUAAAAUCUAUCCGUCAGUCAGCUACAGACAUGGAAGCUAUGUAUUUCAUUCAUCAUGUUUGUGUUUCUCCAGCAAAUAGGCUUAUCACCACACGAUCUGUACCGGAAACGCGAUUGGUUCUGCACAUGCGCGAGACACACGUCACUUCCUCCAUUCGCAAAUUUUUACAACUGUGCUUCUGCGACGUCAUGUGCUGUGAUAUUUAUUAUUAAUUUUUACAUUUACUAACGUAACCAUACUUCAUAUAUGUAGUAUAUUGGGGGAUCUUUUCUUAGUGACUCUUAUUAGACAAGCUUGCGGAUUUUUCGAACGUCUUCAUUUACCAGGAGUAAUCGAGUAAUGCACAUAUAAAAUAAACCAUAUAAAACAAAACAUCAAAUGUCGAGAUAUUGGAAUGUAAACAAUGUAAUCAGAGUGCAGAGAUGGAGUCAUUCACAUUGUUUUUUUCUAAUCGGAGAAAUAACAUCCAUUCAUUCAUGCAAACAUAUCUUGCAAGCAAAUAUUUUUGUUUUGUUUUUCAGUGGCGAAAAAAAUCAUUUCUACAACCACGAAAGGAGGGUUUUAGUUUCCCCUCUUUGCACAAUGGAUAUGAUAUUAGAAAACAAAUCCUUUGUCAUUUCUUGGGUGGGAGAGUGACGUUCAUUGCACAUGCGUAGUACAAACUUCUUGACACUUGACUGCCGUAAAGUAGAUUGACAGAUGACGUAGUUUACACAUGCGUGUUAAAAAUCGGGUUCCCUAACUGCCAAAAACUAGGCCGACCGGAUGUAGACGCAUUCUGCACAUGGAACUGAUCGUGUUUCUGGUACGGAUCGUGUAGUGACAAGCUAACCAGCAUGACGUUGCUGUUUAAAACAAAGCUAUAAACUAGCUAUCCUCGUGUUGCUAACCAUUGUGUCCUCCUCGUCCACUCCUGUAAUAUAAGGCUUCAUGGAGCCUCACCCCGGCAUGGACAAACACAGCUCAUUGGCGUGUUCUCAGUGGGGCUGACCAGAAGCACUAUGGAACUCUCUUAAUUCCAGCAUCAAGGCUAGAUUUUGGACUUCCAGUACGCUAUUGUGGGACCUCUGAGACCCAUUUAAAAUAGUUGAAAAGUAGUAUAAUAUUGAACCUUUAGUGGCUGCAAAGAUACGCUCAGCGAUAUACUGAGUCUGCUUGUGCUUCUAUUCGAUGUAGGUUUCAUUUUGUGUUCCAUUCCUUAAUUAGUUCUGUGUUCAGUUCUUAAUUACAACCCCUCCCAGAUGGCGAUUUUUUAGAGCCCGCCACCUGCACACCUAACCUACCAGUCAACCAAUAUCCACUUAAAUGUUAUUUUGCUGUGGACAAAUCAGCUUUGUUUGCCUUUACGUCUACCCCUGAUUGGAGACUAUUAUACCCUCUAUUACCCACACACACUCUCUCCAGCUCAUUACUGCUGCUAUUUUAACUUCCCGUUUGAUAAAUAAGUUUUAAACUAGAGGUAAUUAAAUGUUUAAUUUGUUGUUUCUUUUCUCUACAUAUUACGGAUUACCCGUGUCAGCGGCUGGAAGGCAGGCCAAAGUCGGAACAGAAAGAGUUCCCUUCUUGUCAGCAGAAAAAAACUGUAAUUUUUGUUCCUCAAGGACAGCUGGAUUUUCACAGAUAAGGUUGGAGUAGAACGGUCCAGACCUGUACUGUAAAGCCUCUUAAACUUGAAGCAUUAGCACUAUUAAUAUGCAGCAGUGUCCGUAUUGUGUUGAUGAUAUUUAUUUAUUGUAACAAAGCCAGGAAAGGUGCUAUUAGGAUGUUAUAAUCUCCUAAAAGGAACACUAAGCUGUGGGAGCUGCCAUGGAGCCCCACAAGGCAGUUCUGCAGAACCAAUGUGGCUCUCACGAGUGACUCCCCCUUUUGAUCGCCUUCAAACCUGAAUGAGCAGUGUGUGCUAGCGUGUGUCCUUCAGAGCUAAAUGCUGAUUUAUGCACUGUACAGUAUGUGCUCUCUGCUCUCUGCUUCUCCGUUUUUUUUCCUUCUCCUCCCUGAAAAUCAUUGAUUCUAAUUUGGACGUGUUUUCCUCCUUUGUACAGCAAACGCUGCAUAAUUGAUUAAGUCCAACAUAGCAGAGGUUUUUACGCUGGAUUCCAGGCAAAUCUCUUGUAAAACGGGAAGCUUGUCCCAGUCAGCUUUAAUAUGUUUUGGAAGGCGCCAUGAUGGCUUCAUCAGGGGGCACCCUCCCCCAUGAGUUGGUUCAGACCGUAGACUGCCGUCGCGAUUUUGCAGGGCCGUCGUCAAGGACGGGGGAUUGAUGGACAAACCUUGGGAGGACAGCUGACGUAGUCCAGCAGUGUGAUGAAUGCAAAGCCGAGCAGUGGAUUUUCGGUCUUCUGAUUGGCCGUGCAAGGUCGAUUUGUUGGUUGAAAUAACGUUAUAAGACAACCGCUCAAUCGCCCUAUCCAACAGAAUGGAAUCCAACUGGGUUUAUUGCAGGGUUGUCCAAACUUUUCCCAGCGAGGACCACAUGCAAAAAAUGAAAGGAUGCAAGGGCCACUUGGAUAUUUUGUGAAGCAUCACAUGUAGAUAUGCUAAGAAGCUGUAUAUAUUUCAAGAAAAACUGUAUUUCAGCUUUGUGAUUUAGGUGAAAAAGCCUAUUAUUAGUAUCAACCUCAGUCUUUGCGGCUUCUUUUCUUCAUUUUUGCUGUUGUUUUGUUUUAAUAUUUAAACUGUCUUCUUAAAUAUGACUUUAUUCACGUAAUUUUUUUCUUUAUUCUCAUAAUAUUGUAACUUUUUCCCUUUUUGGACUUUAUUCGUAUAAAAUAACAGCUUUUUUUCAGCUAUUUUAAGUUUCUUCUUGUAAAUUUUCUUCUCGUACUUUAUUCCCGUAAUAUUUUUACUUUGUUGUUGUAACAUUAUAACUUUCCCACAACCUAAUUUUGCAAAAAUUACAACUUUGUUUGUUGUUUUGUUUGCUUGUCAACCUUACACUACCGGUGAAAAGUAGAACACCCCAAUUUUUCCGGUUAUUUAUAGAAAUUCAAGGCAUUCAAGUCCAAUGAAUAGCUUGCAAUCGUACAAAGGUAAGUGGUGAAGUGCCAGAGGUUAAAAAAAGGGUAAGGUUUUUUUUCCAAAACUGAAAUAUUAUGUAUAUUUCAGAAUGAUACAAAAAGGCCUGUUUCAAGGACCACAAAAUGGGUUAACAUUUUAAAGCUAUUUGCAGAAGUGGAGGCUGAUCAAGCCUUGGCAGUUGGUGCAGUUAAUUCCUACAGGUGUUCCAAGUUCUGGAGCACUUACCACCUCCUCUGUCUGCAUGAAAGCAGUGUUCGGAACGCACUGUGGUACUAUACCCUCGUGAGCAUCAGAUGAACAGUACUGAGCUGGAGAAAGUAAUUUGGUGCUAAGAAAAAAGGCAAUUAACAAUGGAAGACAGACAGUCCCUCUUAACACUUAAAAAUGUAGGUUUUUCCUCCAGAGAAAUUGGACUGUUCGAAGACCGGUAGUGUACAUCUUUAAAUGCGUCUUCUGAAUGCCUUAUAUUUCUAUGUUUGUUCAUUUACCCAUUUUUAUGUUUGAUGAAUGCUUAAUUUAGUCCAAUACAUAAGAUUUGAGUAAUAAUAAACCAAGAAAAAGUGAUAACUUAUUAAUUAAUCUCAAUUUCGAAAAACCGUGAUCGAGUGAACCGCGAAAUUUGAACGGCAGUGUGGCGAGGGACAACUGUGUUUGAGUUCAGCGCAUCAAAAAUGGGAGCAAAACUGUUGCAACCGGAGCAAAGUGUUGCGUUUAUAUUUUUGUUGAGUGUAUUUAUGUAUGUGAAGCGAGAGGCGUCUCGAAUGAUGCACACACCUGCGGCUGAACCCAGAACAUGCGUGAAUCACAUGAGGUUCAUCCAAGCUGAUUAUGUUGUUAACUUCUGCUGGGAAUCACAGAAAUUUCCAUUUCAGGUUCGUCAGGAUAGUUGAGCUUGGCUCGCUAGGGUUUCACUCCUCGCUGUGAUUCACUUGUGGCUGGAUUUAAAUGAGCUAACGUGGCUGUGUAUCCCUUGUAGAGCCAUCACAUGAAAUGUUGAUGACUCACCGCUCGGCGGUGGUCCAUACGGUGACAGACGCUCGCUGUCACAUUCCUCCCGGAAAGAAAGAAAGCUCUCAACAAAUAGUUUAGUCAGCUUCAUCCUCCAGCCUCUCAGGGCCAAAUGAUGGCUCGUCAGACUUUGGGUCGUUUGUCACGAGGUGCAGCAGCCUGCGCUGAAGGGGGGGGUCCCGAUCACAUAAAGCUGAGUUAUAGCACCCCACCGUAACCUUAGAUUACUGCACUGUAGGCUACAGAAAAAGACCUCCGGAGGGCGGGUGAGAAUCUUUAAGAGGCUGUCUGGGAUGAGAACAACAACACAAGGGAACGGACCAAGACAAACAUUUUUAUCUCUUUCUGAUGUUUUGGCGCUGUCAGCCAGAAGUCGGAUCAAGCGACGAUGUUUUAAGCACAUGCCAGGGCCUGUUAUCCCAAACAAGACCCUGAGCGCGGUGGCACUCACAUGAUCUCCACAGAUGACCUGGAAUACCCGCGGGAGUACCGGACCCUGGGCAACAGCGGCCGGCGGUUCUCCAACGUGGGCCUGGUGCACACGUCGGAGCACCGGCACACGGUCACGGCGGCCCAGAGCCUGGAGGCCCUCACCAACCUGCACAAGGCCGACAUGGAGCGGAAACGGGACGCCUUCAUGGACCACCUGAAGAGCAAGUACCAGCAGCAGCAUCAUCAGCAGCAGCUGCAGCAGCAGCACCACAACCCGCCCUCACCCUCGCCCUCGCACGCCAGCAUGAGGGGAAGCUCGGAGAGGGCUGCGAGGGAACAGCAACAACCCAACUACUGGAGCUUUAAGAGCCGCAGCCCUCGUCAUUCCCAGUCCACCCAGUCCGGGCUUGCCGACCAGGCCACCAAGCUCUCCUUCGCCUCCGCCGAGUCCCUGGAGACCAUGUCCGAAGCCGACGUGCCCAUCGGGUUCAACCGGAUGAACCGAUUCCGCCAGAGCCUGCCGCUGUCACGCUCUGCCAGCCAGAAUAAGCUACGAUCUCCAGAUGAAUUUGCAGGCGUGCUAUUCCUGCAAUAUGGGGACGAGACACGCCGUGUACACAUCACCCACGAGCUGAGCAGCCUGGACACACUGCACGCCCUCAUCGUGCACAUGUUCCCCCAGAAGCUGACGGCGGGCAUGCUCAAGUCGCCCAACACGGCCAUCCUGAUCAAGGACGAGGCACGCAACGUCUUCUAUGAGCUGGAGGACGUGCGUGACAUCCAGGACCGCAGCGUCAUCAAGAUCUACCGCAAGGAGCCCAUCUACGCCUCCUACCCAGCCGCCGCACACCUGGCCAAUGGAGACCUGCGGAGAGAGAUGGUCUACUCGUCCCGUGACUCGUCCCCAACACGCCGCCUCAACACGCUCCCCUCCUCAUCGGCCUCCUCCGGCUCGCCAUCCCGCUCUCGCCUCUCCUACAGCGGGGGCCGCCCGCCGUCCUUCGCGGGGCCUCACGAGCAGGCCCGCCACCCCCACCACCCGUCAGCCGCCCACGUGGCCAACGCAGGCCUCUCGCCGUCGCCUAGCGCCAUCCUGGAGCGCCGUGACGUCAAGCCGGACGAGGAGGUCUCGGCGAAAAACUUGGCGCUGAUGAAGAACGAGUCUCUGUAUGCGGACCCCUACAGCCUGAUGCACGAGGGCCGCCUCAGCAUCGCCUCCACGCAGUCACUAGCUGCCAUCGGCGACCCCUUCAGCUUCCCCGUGUCCUCGGGGCUGUACCGCCGCGGCUCUGUGCGCUCCCUCAGCACCUACUCCGCAGCCGCCCUGCAGGGGGAGCUGGACGAUUCCCUCUACAAGCCCGGGGGGCCGCUGUACUCAGACACAUACUCGGCCACACUGGGCAUGGGCUUUCGCAUGCCGCCUUCGUCCCCACAAAAGAUCCCGGACAUGCACCUGCGGGACAGAGACUCAUACUCCAGCAGGGCCUCACCUGUCAGACAGAGCUUCCGCAAAGACUCCUCCUCCUCUGUGUUCAUGGACAGCCCCAAGUCCAGACCUAAUUCCAGCUCUGAGCCUCUGUGUCUGACAGCUGGACCAGGGGAGGGGGGCAGGGCCACGCCAGGGUUUGGUUCUUCGCUGUCUGGACCGGACUCUGAUGCCAGCAGGGAUCAUCGUCUGGAGCGCAUGGAGGCCAUGGAGAAGCAGAUCGCCAGCCUGACUGGUCUGGUCCAGAGUGUCCUGACCAGAGCGCCAGACAGUGACAGCACAUGCGGCCUGCUGCGUCUCUGCAUGAUGGCGGGCUGCCCCCCGGACCAGGGAACCGACUUCUCACGGACAUUACCUUUCUCUUCCAGCGACAAGACAGACACCAACAGCGACGGCUCCGCCACCGGAACAGGACGGCUAAAGAAGAAAGCUCACACUCCGUCUGCACCGCUGGCGCUGAUGCCGCCGCCGCCGUCCAACUCGACGCCUCUGAACAACGUCAGCCGCCUACAGAUGCAGCUCCACCUGCACGGCCUGCAGCAGAACGCCAACGACCUACGCAAGCAGCUCAGCCAGCUGCGUAAGACACAGCUGGAGAACCAAGACUCCAUGCGCACACUGCUCAAGCGGACUGAGGCGGAGUUGAACGUGCGCGUGGCCGACGCCCUCAGGAAGCAGGAGGAUCCCUUGCAGAGACAGCGCCUCUUGGUGGAGGAGGAGAGGCUCAAGUACCUGAACGAGGAGGAGCUCAUCAUCCAGCAGCUGCACGACCUGGAGAAGUCGGUGGAGGAGAUCCAGAAGGAGUCGGCUGUCAACCACAAGCUGGUGAGCGUGCAGGAGCUGGAGGAGAAGAGCGCCGUCCUCCGAAAGCUGGGGGAGACGCUCACCGAGCUGAAGAAUCAAUUCCCAAGCCUGCAGAGCAAGAUGAGGGUGGUGCUGAGGGUGGAAGUGGAAGCCGUGAAGUUCCUGAAGGAGGAGCCGCACAGACUGGAUGCCUUGUUGAAACGCUGCAAAACAAUAACGGACAUCCUCACCACCAUGCGCAAGCAGGCCAACGAGGGGGUGUGGAAGAAACACGAGGACCUCUCCAAUCCGUCAUCCAAGCACAACGAGGACCUGAGAAAGUUCUCAGACUUUGACCUACCCGGCAGCCCACCGCUCAGCAUCAACGACCUCGGGGGAGGGAACAGCCUGUCCAACUGGAGCCCCCACACCAGCCUCAGCCGGCGCCACGGGAACCCGGCCGGCCUUCACAAGGACAAUCACCCGCCGGUACCUCACAAGGGCAAAGCCCUGGAGGAACUGGAGCGCCGCACGGCUGCUGAUAAGGCUUUGUCUGUCGAGGUUCGCCUGGCGGCGGAGCGGGACUGGGAGGAGAAGCGGGCCAGUUUGACCCAGUACAGUGCUCAGGACAUCAACCGGCUGCUGGAGGAGACCCAGGCCGAGCUCAUGAAGGCCAUUCCCGACCUGGACUUUGCCGCUAAACAGAUCAAGCCUUCUUCUAACACGCCGUCCUCCCAGAACCCACAGACCCCUCAGAGCGGGGCAGCGACCCCCGAGCACCGUGUCAACAAGCCCCAGCUGAAAAAAGAAGGAGGAACCAAGCUUGGAUCUGAUGAGCUGACGGUGCCUCGCUACCGCACAGAAAAACCCUCCAAGUCUCCUCCACCGCCGCCACCCAGACGCAGCUUCCCAUCUUCGCCAGGCCUGACCACCCGCAGCGGGGAGACCCUCAUUCCCGGGAAGAGCGUCAAGAAGUCUGAUUCUGAAGAGGCAGAGAGCCAGAAGCCUCACAUGAAACUGAGGAGGACGGUGUCAGAAAACCCUCGCCCCGCAUCCACACCUCCCACGCUGUCCGGGGACAAGGCGGACGGGGAGCAGGAGAGAACUUCUGGCCAGUUGGAGGGAGGAAAUGGGGUGGCCCCCAGCAAGGUCCCGCCCCCCACGGCCACCAAACUGAAGCACCUGCAGCACAACAGUAUGGACAAAUACAAGAGCGGCAAGAGGGAGGACUUCCUGAAGAGCCAAGGGCAGCAGCAGCAGGCCUCAGGAGCCGUCAGCCUAGGGGCCAGCAUCGAGCCGUACCUCUCCGGGAUCAAAACGGGCCACCUCUCCGGGCGCCAGCCCACCUCCGCCAGGAAGGCAGAUGGCACGGGGCCGUCCCUGAGGGCGUCCCCCGGCCAGGCCAAGGCGCUGCUGGCCAGCCUGUCCGCCGCCGGUCUGAGCGCAGAGGCCCUGCUGCUGUCCUCCGCCCUACGCCAGCACCGCCUCCUCCGUGAGCAGCAGCAGCAGCAACGGGCCUCCUCUCUGCCGUCCCCCAGCAGCCGCUCGCCCUCGCCCGCCUCCUCGUCCUCCCAGACGCCCACCGCCACCCUCUCCUCGUCGUCCUCGCCCACCACGCCCAUCCUGUCCCCAUGCUCGCCGACCCCGCUCAGUUCGCCCACCUUCCCCAAAACCAACGGCCGAAGCCUGGAGGGCAUCAGCAGCUGCAAGGAAGGACAGUGAACGUCCAUCUUCAAGACAAACGGUACCGUCAACAUCAAAAGUGUCUUCAUUCCAGAAGACGUCCUCUAUGGAAUUGAACCACAUGAGUUCCCAGACAGAUGACACACAAAUGGGACCUUGGAUGCCACCUUAGAUAAGCUGAUGCUGUUCACAUGAGAGCUGCAUUAACCAGCACCGGAGUCCAAUGUGUGUGUGUGUGUGUGUUAUUAGAGCCAAAAUGGAGUCAUGUGAAGCUCUUUGGUGGUGGUUUAAAUGAAGGUCGGUGCUGUUUGAAGUACAUUUCCCAUUAGGAACAAGCACACAUGGACAAAAAGUACUUAUUGACACGCACUUCUUUAUCAUUGAAUCCAUCAAUAAGGGGGUGCACUAGACCCCUCCCAUUUUAACUCUCCAUUUUCACAUCCGACUUUGUGGGAACACUUUAGGGAAGGCCCUUUUCUGUUCCCGGUGCACAAAGCAAGGUCCAUCAAGGCGUGCUUAGCUCGGUUUGCUGUCUACUUUGUGCAUUUAGUGUACCGUAUUGACCCGAAUUUAAGACAGUAUUUUGUCUGAGCUUUUCUUCUUGUCAUUUCCACACACGGUGUAUACGAUAUAUUCUCUUAUUGCAAUCUACAAGUUGUUCAAAACAUUCUUUUCUUUUUUUCCUCUUUGAUUUUGUCUUAAAAGAUAUAUUUUUCCAAAACUUAAAAAGGAAGGGUGGUCUCACUUUUGAGUAAAUACAUUUUCAACUAAGCUCCAAACCAUACAAAUGAGAAAAGCAUAUAUUAUUUAUACUAGCUAUGUAGAAGAACACUUUCAUUAAGACAAUCAGUAGCAUCUUUAAGGCUUUUUCUUUUUAAAGCCGGCACCAUAACACCCCCCCAGCACAUGAUUGCAGUCGCUAUCACAAGAUAGAGAAAUAAGAGAAGUCAAAAGAAGCACAGAAGAGCAAAUCUAUCAAAAUGCCUCUAUUAUGCAAAAAUGACUUUUAAUAAAGUUUAUGAGCACCAAACACAGGCCUCACUACACGUCUUAAAAUGCAGCCCAGACCUGCCGACUAGCCGUCAUACAUGACAGCUGUAAGUUUGAUUUUCUUCAGAGACUAGCCUAACCUAGCAUGAUGUCAAAUGUGAGUUCAAUGUUAGCGCCGUAGCAUCACAUAGCUAUGCUAGUUUUGCUCAUGUUUGACUUCCUUUGUGAUGGGGAUUUGGAACUAGGAUGGACUCUCUUUGAGGUGCAUCGUUCCUGAACAGUUUGGGCUGGAUUUCAAACUGUAUAACCUCAGCGGUAUUGGACAUUGGAGGUUCCAGCUGGGUUUUAUUUACAAGCUAGCAAAAUGUCCUUUCAUUCAAGCUCGCUGAACAGAACACUUGUGACGUAUGUUUUAUGGGACUUUAGAGGCUUAUUCAUCUUAAAAUAUCAAUCCGCCACUCAGCUCAAGUUUGAUCAGUUUGUUUCUUCAGCGAAUAGGCUAAACUAACAUGGUGUCGCUGUUAAAAUGUGAGUGUAAUGUUAGCACUGUACCAUCACAUCGCUAGGCUGGUGGUGCUAACGUUUAUGGCUUCCUGUCCCACAAAAACGGCUUGUUGGAGGCUAAGAUAGCUCAUUAGCAUUAAAGCUACAGACACACAAAUGUGCGUUUUCCCAGUAGGGAAAGCACUUUUAAACUGUCUAAAUGCCAGCUUCAAGGCUAAUACACUUUCAAAACACUAUUGUGGCACGUCAGCACCUUAAUAUGGGAUCUUUUAAAGAAGAACAUAUUUUGAAGGGGAGCACAGUCUCUUCUUAAUGAAGCACAAAUGUGGUCCUGGAAGAGCAAACUAAGCUGCACAUCACAAACAUCCUGCUGGUGCCUCAUUUAGUCGGAUUACAAACAUGUGCCUCUGUUUGUUUCCGAGCACAUCACAUUUCCCUGCACAAAACAAACGAAAAAAACUCUCUCUGCUGUGCAGUUUAUUCAUUUUCUCAUACAAACCUCAAGCUGUGGGCAGCUUUGGACAGUCCUCAUCUUCAUCAGCAGCACAAUGAGCACAUUUAUCCGAAACAAAGUAGGGAGAAAAAAACACAUUUGGGUUCGUCGGUCCCUGAGGAUGUUGUGAACCUCACCCCCACCCUCACCCCUUUACACACGGCACUGCUUGAAAGACACAACGAUUCUUGUUGCCGCCCAACUUGAAUAACUAGUACAUAUAUAAAUAAAUAUAAAUAUAUAAGUGAGAUGUUUGUGUAUAAUGUGAAGACAAAGUGUGAUAAUUAUUAUAUACAUAUACUGUAUAUUUAUAUAUAAAUAUAUAUACAGAUAAACAGUAUAUAAUAGACUUAGAUAAUAUACUGUAAAUGUCCUCACCUCCUUUAAGUUUUUAUAAAUGAUUCUAGUGACCAUUUUGUACAAAUGUUUUUCUUUACUUUAUCGCAUUUCACACGAAGAUUAUUCAUACUUUUUUUUAUAUUUGUUCGAUCUGUAUAGAUUCUUCUUCAAACUCUAAUUGUAAUAUACUUAGCUCUUUUUUUAAUCUUAUUAGAAAAUUACGACUUUCUUUAUGGACACGUGUGAAGUAUGUAUUGAUGUGUGUGGGAUUUUUUUUUAUUUGAAGUUAUUUUAUGUGUAUUUCUUUUUUUAGUUUAAUAUUUUUUAUAUUUAAUUUUACUAUAUUUUCUAUUGGGUUUUUUUUUCCUACAUUUUAUUUUAACACUUUUUCCCAUAACUUUGGUCUGGUGAUUUAUUCGCCCAUUUUUAUGUAAUUUUAUUUUUAAAUUUUAAUUUUAUGGUGUACUUUUUAAAAUGUUAUAUUUAUUUGCUCCACUCUACCCACUGUUUGAGCGUUUUCAUAAUGGUGCUUAGGUCACAUGACUUAAUGUUUCGUUCAUGUACUGUACUGUAUGCUCGUUAACCGGACAAUUAAGCUAAAAAAAAACCAACAAGUCUGAAAAGCAGAACCACAGAGUUGGCUCAAUAAGGAAAUAACAUCAUCUUUUAAGCGCUUUCUCCUUCCUUUUUUGCUCCGUAUUAUUUUUUACGUCUCUACAAUAAAGCUA